This is a messenger RNA of Musa acuminata AAA Group (dessert banana), 2106 nucleotides long. Its product is annotated as rop guanine nucleotide exchange factor 9. Gene Ontology annotation, molecular function: guanyl-nucleotide exchange factor activity. NCBI's taxonomy places the organism in Eukaryota, Viridiplantae, Streptophyta, Magnoliopsida, Zingiberales, Musaceae. The record is from RefSeq and is a predicted model, not a curated record. The transcript has 7 exons. The coding region runs from base 1 to 1578 and encodes 525 amino acids.
AUGGUACGGUUUCUGAAAAGAGGCUGCAGCCUUGACCGGUUGGUGCGCGGCAGGGGGAUGUCCGAGAGCUCAGGGAGCAGAGAGGAGAGCCAAACCUUCGAGAGCGGGUCACUCGACGACGACAAGAUGCUUUUUAGGAGCCAGGGAUCGAGCGCGCCCGGCCAACCUCCGGAGCAAGCACCCAAGUCGCGGUUCAGCAAGGAUGCAGGUGUCAAGGAGCAACCUUCAGAUUUGGAGUUGAUGAAGGAGAGGUUUGCAAAGCUGCUUCUGGGGGAGGACAUGUCAGGUGGAGGAAUAGGGGUUUCCUCAGCCCUCGCUCUCUCCAAUGCCAUCACCAAUCUUGCAGCUUCUGUGUUUGGAGAACAAUGGCGUCUGGAGCCCAUGUCUGCAGAAAGGAAGGCGAGAUGGAGAAGAGAAAUAAACUGGCUUUUAUCAGUCACGGAUCAUAUUGUUCAGUUUGUUCCUUCCCAACAGAUAUCCAAAGAUGGAACCAGCAUGGAGAUUAUGGUAACUCAGCAACGCAAAGACCUUCUCAUGAAUAUCCCUGCCUUGCGGAAGCUCGAUGCAAUGCUCAUCGAAUACCUAGACAACUUCAAAGACCAAAAUGAGUUCUGGUAUGUGUCCAGAGAUGCUGAUGAGUCCGAGAAGGGGAAUGCUCGGAGAACAGAUGAUAAGUGGUGGCUUCCGACCGUCAGAGUCCCUCCCGAUGGCUUGUCUGACGUAUCAAGGAAAUGGCUUCAGUAUCAAAAGGAGCUUGUGAACCAAGUGCUCAAAGCAGCAAUGGCUAUAAACGCUAAUGUUCUUACGGAGAUGGAGAUUCCAGAAUCCUACAUUGAAUCCCUCCCUAAGAAUGGAAGGGCAAGUCUCGGAGACUCACUUUAUCGGAAUAUAACCGACGAUGAUUUCGACCCUGAAGAGUUCCUCUCAUCUGUAGACUUAUCAACAGAGCACAAAAUCCUAGACCUCAAAAACCGAAUUGAAGCAUCUGUUAUCAUUUGGAAGAGGAAGAUGCACAACAAAGAUGGCAAAUCUGCAUGGGGUUCAGCAGUCAGCAUGGAGAAGAGAGAGCAAUUUGAAGAGAGAGCAGAAACCAUCUUGCUCAUACUCAAGCACAGAUUCCCUGGGAUUCCUCAAUCAGACCUGGACAUCAACAAGAUUCAGUACAACAAGGAUGUAGGGCAUUCCAUACUGGAAAGCUACUCGAGGGUUAUAGAAAGCUUAGCUUUCACCGUGAUGUCUCGUAUUGAAGAUGUUCUCUAUGCUGAUUCUGUAUCCCAAGAUGCAACAGGUGGCAGCUCAAGGAGAAGACCUUCACUGACAGAUUCAGAGCCAAUUAAGCCCCUUGAUCCCAAGGAAGAGAUCGAGAAGCUUAACAAAAUAGAAGCAAACAAUUUGAUGACACUACAAGAUUUCAUGGGUUGGCAAAUGGAUCAGAAUACCGAGACGAAGAAGGAGAAGGGCACCUCGGAGGAUGAAGGAAAGUGGAUGAGAAAGCUCCCUAACCUUGUGACCAACAAGAAAUUUUUAGAGAAAAUAGAGAACUUGGGAGGCCUGAGAAGUCCAACAGCUCGCCACUAAGAAAUCUUAUGAGCAAAGGGAAUGAUGAAAUGGAUGAUAUGGGGACAUCAAGACAAAUGUAUUUAGUUCUAUAGAAUUGGAGAUUCAUGAAUAUAACUUCAAGUGCUGCUGUUGGAUUUUGGUGGAUGGUGAUGACAAUUGUCCAUGUGCUGAUUAAAGCUGCUCAAAGUCAUGGCAGAUAUCAUCGCAACCAGUUGACAAGAACUUGUCAUCUAUAUGCACCACACAGUGAACCAUAGCUUAGGAAGUGUUUCUCUCCUAGAAGAUGACCUUAUGCGAUGCGGCAAAUCUUGAAAGAUUCUUACCCCAUGAAACCAGAGAACGAACCCCUUGCUUGAUGUCCCUACUUGUACCAUGUGUGUGUGUGUGUGUGGCAUAACUUUUACAGAUUGUGUCUAUUUUUAUUCACCUUCAACCAUUCUUUGUCAUUCAGCUUGUUGGUUUUAUUUUGAUGUAGCUGCGUAUGGAAGUUUCAGCUGAUGUACUAACUCCUGUGAUCAUGUCAUAUCAACAAAAGUCAAGAUUAAG